This is a messenger RNA of Oldenlandia corymbosa var. corymbosa, 2043 nucleotides long. NCBI's taxonomy places the organism in Eukaryota, Viridiplantae, Streptophyta, Magnoliopsida, Gentianales, Rubiaceae. The record is from the annotation of a GenBank genome assembly.
GUUUGUUGUAGAAGGGGUUGCAAUCAACAAACUGAGUUAGCAGCUGACAUCAAAUUUGUAAUGGUUCGACUAUACUUCAUGGUUGGGUCUGAACUCUUUGAUCUAAUGACCUCUCCAAGAAUCACAGCAGCAUUCUACAAAUACUGUGAAAGUAAAUGUUAGUUUCUUGAGUACUGCUUGUUGUGUGAUUAUCAACUAGUUUCUUUACUGUCGAUCUGCAAUUGAAUGUGAAUUUGUCGGCAACAAGAACAAUGUGAAAAUUUUGCUUUCAAAGUUUUUCUGAGCAAUUACUAUAUUGAAGAAGGUCUGUUUCAGAAUAUAAUCUGAUGCAUAUGAUUGAUAAUGGAUAUUGUGCAGGAUGAGAUACUAAUUGUUACAGAUCGAGUGGUGCUGCAGCUUAGUGAAGCCAUCGAUGCCCUUAAUAUGGUCAAUAAGGGAGGGAAGCAGCAACCCGAUCCUUUAAUCCUUACUCAGGCUUCAUCUCAGAGUGCAUUGCCAGUUGAAUCUUCUUCGAAGGAUGUAACUGUAGUUAUGAGCAAGUCAUCUGGGUAUUUAACUGAUAAAUUGUUUACGGAUAUCUCAAGGGUCUUAAAGCCUGGUGGAACAGCUUUAUUGCACCUGCCUGCUGAAUCUAAUGCUUUGGAAGCGACCAAGUCUUCUAUUGAGCGCAAGUUACUGUUGGCAGGUUUCUUGGAUGUGGAAUCAUUUGAAGCUGGUCGUUCUAUUGGGAUUGUUGGCAAAAAGGCUUCUUGGACGAUUGGUUCAUCAUUUUCGAUAAAGAAACAAGCAAAAAAUUUACCUGUACUCCAGGUGGACGAUGAUUUUGACUUGAUAGAUGAAGAUAGCCUGUUAACUGAAGAGGAUUUGAGGAAGCCACAGUUGCCAGUUGGUGAUUGUGAAGUCGAAAAAACAAGGAAAGCCUGCAAAAAUUGCACCUGUGGCCGAGCCGAAGCUGAGCAGAAAGUGGAGAAGUUGGGAGUUACAAUGGACCAGCUGGAAAAUCCUCAGUCUGCUUGUGGCAAUGUGUGUAUUAUUGUUUCCUUCAUAUCUUCCUCAGUUCUAAUUUACAACGUUACCUCAGUCCUUCGCCAUACUUGUUGAUUAUGUUAAUCUGGACUAUUUUCCCCUUGCAAAAUCAACUUCUUCUGUUUCUUUUUGUGAUGAUUUCCUCCUGACUAGAAGAAGAUAUGCAAUAAUUGCCGGCUGUUUAUUCGUGAGAAAGUUUCCAUUUGUGUUUGUAUAGCUGUAGCUCUAAGGAUCCUCUAGCAAUGUCCUGCUUCCUUUUAUUCUCAUCCUUGUUCUUCUUCAAUGGAAUUUUGUUUUGAUCCAUUCCUGGUUUUUAUAAUGCAGUGCGGUCUUGGAGAUGCGUUUCGCUGCAGUACAUGUCCUUACAAGGGUCUUCCUCCUUUUAAACUAGGGGAAAAGGUAAGUAUCCGUUUUGUUCGUAGAAUCAUAGCUCUUGUCUAAGUUAUUUGUUUUCGUAUGUUUUGAAGUUCUUGAUGACUUGUCUAAUAAGAACAAGAGAAUUCAUCUUUUGCAUUUCUCACUGUUUUGACCGGUCUGUAGAAAAUAGGAUUUUUGAAGUUCAGGUUGCAUAAUACCUAGUGCCAAGUUCAUGGAUUAUCCACAGAUUCUCAUUUUAAGUUAUUGUCUGAGCAGGUAACCCUCUCAGAGAACUUCCUUGCUGCUGAUUUUUGAAACUGAAGUGCGGAUAUGACUGCAUUUGAUUGCUGCGGACUCUUCUCUUUUCUUUGGGAAGUUGAUGAGUUUAUUUGUACUGGUAUUGGUAUUUUAGCUUGUUAUUCUGGAGUCCCUUUAGAGUAGUAAACGAAAUGGAACCCUGUUGAGUUCAUUAGUAGUACGAAGACCCCUCGUUUUCUUCUAAUUCUCGAUCCAUUGAACGAAUUUUUAGUAUCAAAUGUCCGGAUAUAUAAUUGCUUAUUAUUGUAGUAUAAGACUCUAUACAAGGACAUUCCCUGAAAUUUUCUUUUUUUCUGUACUAAUAAACAACCAGAUCCAGAGCCCAAGAUUUCAAAAUAACCG